This is a messenger RNA of Mangifera indica (mango), 1644 nucleotides long. Its product is annotated as GABA transporter 1-like. Lineage: Eukaryota; Viridiplantae; Streptophyta; Magnoliopsida; Sapindales; Anacardiaceae. Gene Ontology annotation, cellular component: plasma membrane. The record is from RefSeq and is a predicted model, not a curated record. Bases 103 to 1428 code for a protein of 441 amino acids. The transcript is spliced from 7 exons.
CCUUAAAAGUCAAAAGAAAAGAAAAUUUUGCAAGCAAUUUGAAGUUGCUACUAAUGGACGUCUCUUAUCUCCAGUCUUACAACAACGGAAGUCAAACCAGAAAUGGCAAUUUCACUAGAGGAGGUACCCUCAACUAUCACAGCAACAACAGAAGAAGGAGGAGGAGAUGCGGGCAAAGGAAAGUGGACGCACGCGGCUUUCCAUGUGGCCACAACGAUUGCUACACCAGCUGCUUAUGCUCCUUUGCCUUUUGCUCUCGCUUCUCUCGGUUGGCCCCUCGGUGUAAGUAGUUUGGUGGUUGGAACUAUGGCAACAUGGUAUUCCAGUUUGUUGAUUGCAUCUUUAUGGAGAUGGAAUGGGAAGAAGCAGAUUACUUACAGGAAUCUUGCAGAGAGCAUUUUCGGAUUCUGGGGUUACUGGUCUAUUGCAUUUUUUCAGCAGGUUGCUUCGUUAGGCAAUAAUAUUGCCAUUCAAAUAGCUGCUGGCAGCAGCCUGAAGGCAGUUUACAAAUACUACCACAGUGAUGGCAACUUAACCUUGCAGCAUUUCAUUAUUUUCUUUGGAGCCUUUGAACUUUUCCUCUCUCAACUCCCUAAUAUACAUUCACUAAGAUGGUUUAAUGCAUUGUGCACUUUGAGCACCAUUGGCUUUGCUGGUACAACUAUUGGUUUGACAAUUUAUAAUGGGAGAAAUAUAGACAGAGAAUCAAUCAGUUAUAGCUUGCGUGGAAGCUCCUCCUCUAAGAUUUUUACAGCAUUCAAUGCUCUUGGGGCAAUUGCCUUCUCAUUUGGAGAUGCCAUGCUUCCGGAAAUCCAGAAUACAGUGAGGGAACCUGCAAAGAAGAAUAUGUAUAAAGGAGUGUCAGCAGCGUAUGGUGUGAUAGUCUUGACUUAUUGGCAACUGGCCUUCUGUGGAUACUGGGCAUUUGGAUCAGAAGUCCAACCUUAUAUCUUGGCUUCUCUAACUAUUCCGAAAUGGACAAUUGUCAUGGCAAAUCUCUUUGCAGUGAUACAAAUAUCAGGGUGCUAUCAGAUAUACUGCAGACCAACUUAUGCCUACUUUGAGGAAACAGUGCUGUCCAACAAGUCAAUUAACCAAAUUCCCUUGAGAAAUUGCUUCAUCCGUCUUACUUAUACCUCAAUUUACAUCGUUGUCAUUAGCCUUGUUGCUGCAGCCAUGCCAUUUUUUGGGGAUUUUGUGUCCAUCUGUGGUGCCAUCGGGUUCACACCGCUUGACUUUGUUUUCCCCGCUAUAGCAUAUCUGAAGGCAGGAAGAAUGGCUAAAGACAGAAAACUCCAGUGCCCGAUACAGUUCCUGAACUGCAUGAUUGCUGCCUGGUUCUCAGUUGUUGCAAUAUUGGGUUGCAUUGGUGCAGUAAGAUUUAUCAUAGAAGACAUCAAGACAUACAAGUUCUUUCAUGACAUGUAAGAUUUGAGGUUGAUAAAUUGGGAACUCUAAAUUAUUUUGUCAAGCAGGCAGUAGAUCUUAAUGGAAAGCACGUAUGUAAACUAGUUUAUUUUGUUAGCUUCGCCUUAACAUGAUAGAUUACUGCAAAAUUAGCUUAUCUCAUAGGAAAUGAGUUUGUUAUUUGACUAAUAAUAACUUUGGGAGGUUUUAUGGAAAUUUCAAAUAAUUUCAACAGGA